Molecule: messenger RNA, 5908 nt
Organism: Ceutorhynchus assimilis (cabbage seed weevil)
Lineage: Eukaryota; Metazoa; Arthropoda; Insecta; Coleoptera; Curculionidae
Source: the annotation of a GenBank genome assembly
AAAAAAACCAGCUAACGCCAAAAAAAAUCAAGGCAAAACGUCAUGUAAACCUUCAUCCAGAAAAGAGUCAAAAUUUUCGUCGAGAUGCUUCGCAGUUUAAUCCAGAAAUUGCCCAAAUUGUCCUCUACCAGUGAUUACGCUGUUAGUUCGGCAAAGCCGACCCACAGAAAUUGCCGCUCUCUGUCGCCGGCGGUGCACAGGAAAACUUGGAAAAGCAGACUGGAAAAAAGCAAAAUUCCAUUCAGCAGAUCCAUAUCGUGUUCGCGAACGUCAAGAUCUGUUUCGCGAACCGUCAAAGGUUGUUCUUUGGCUGAAAUACAGGAAAAUGGUCAUGCUAGGAAGCUGUGUUUUAGUAAGGAUUAUUAUGCCAACAACAAAACUGAACCUCAGAACGAAGACGGCGAGCUCCAUUGGCGUGAGAACCCGCCGAAAGAAUCGGAAAUGGUGGAACCUCCGCCUUCGAACCGUCCAGAAAACGUCCCAAUAGAAACGUUGGAACAAUACGAGCUGGAAGCCGCCAGACCGCGCCCGAUGAAGAACCACGACCUGAUGGAAGCUUUCGCCUCGAAAUUGGACAGCGAGCAACAUCACUGUCACCUACAACCGAGCAAAAUGAGACCGUUCGGGUCUUGGGACAACUAUUAUUCGCCUGUACUUUUAAGAUCGACGAAUUCCUUGAAAUGUCCCAGGAAGUUAAAAAAACCCAUUCCCCAAGAUGAUACUGAUAACGUAGUACAAAAGGCAGAUUCUAAAUCUUCAUUGCCUGGAACAAGAAGCUUCUGUACCGCUAGUUGUUUUGCGAAUGAAGAAAACCCUAAAAAACAAAUAAAGUAUUCCAAAAUCCCAAAAAGGCCAUCAUUUGGCCAGCAAAAUUUGUACAACGACUAUUGGUACCACGUCGCUCAGGAAAAAAAAUUGGAAUUCUUGCCGCCAAAACUACCAACGUCGUUCAGCAAUGUCAUGGAAGAUGAAACCGUCGAAUUUCUAGAAGGUUCCACGCCCGAAAUGAGACGCCAAAGAGCCGAUGAUGAGAACCGCCGAGGCUCUAUCAACUAUAAAUUGUCCUAUUCAGACUUAAUCAAGCUUAAAAUGCGAAACAAGCUCCUCAGUACUAAAAUCGUGGAGACCGAUAAUAAAAAUUCUGGAUGCAUAUUGAAAAACGAAGGCAACAAAAUGCUGGACGCAUUCAAAAACCUUCCAAUCAAACGAUCGAUGACCACAAGGUCCAAGAGCACCCUUUCCUCCAAAAGCGGCAACAAAAAAACCAAACACAAACCCGAAUGCGAAGAUGUGUGUACCGAAACCGUACGCCUAAUCGACGAAGCCGAAAAGAAACACUUCCCUUACGAGCCCAAAAAGUGCGAACACCCCGACGUCACUUACGCCAAUAAAAGAAUCUUUUUACCUUCGAAAGUGAAACUGCCAGUACCACCAACCUGCAGUGCUCGUCCAGAAUACAGGCAUUGCAAGAAAAUCACCGUUUGCGACACUCCGCGGGCCGACGAUUGCAUCGAGCCCAAAUACAAGCCGUUGCCCAAAUUGCAAGUGGGGCCUUGCGAAUGCAUCGAUCCGCCGCAGCCCACCUACGCGCCCAGGUUGGAAAAGUUGAACUUGAAAUUCGAGGAUCCUCCUCGGCCUCCUUGUCGCAAGCCUAAGUGUACGAUGCCCCGAGCUGACGAUUCCAAUCCUCAAAAGUUUAAAAAACUGAAACAUUACAAGCCUCAGGAAUGUGCCUGCGUACAACCACCCCCGCUGACCGACGUUAAACUAAAGCGAUUACCCAGAUGCGAACCGGAAGAGGUUUGCAGGCCUGUAAGAGUAUGUCCGAAGCCGGACAGGUGCCCGCCGAGAGCCGACGACAAUUUGAAAACCCCCCCGAAAAAAUUACCCGUGAUCGAAGGUCCUGUGUGUCCUUGUGUGGAAACUCCUGGACCCACCAUAGCACCUCCCAUUAGAAGGUUAGACUUGUCUGUGCCGGAACCUGUACGAGUUUGCAAAAAAACACAUCCUUGCGCCGACAAGGAACGUGCCGACGACACUUGGGCUACGAAAAAGAAAAAACUACCCAAGUUCGUUCCAGGAGAUUGUCCUUGCGAGGAUCGUCCAAUGGUGGAUUGGAACCUCAAACGUUUGGUUUGCGACGAAGAGGUGCCCGAAUGCGAGGUUCCGGAUCCUUGCAACGCUUUUCCGCGAGCCGAUUGGGGCUGUUGGGAGUACGAGCAGGACGAAUGCGUGGAAGUCGACAAGAAAUGCUUGGAGAAGAAGAGGGACAAGUGCGCGCCUCCCAGAAAGCCGAAAGGUCCAGUUUGCAAGGAUAAUACGAAAGUUUGCCGCAGCGGUUGGACUACGACUGAUAUGAGUGCCGAUCACAAAAGAAAAUUCAGCAACAGCAGCAUUAAUUCCCUGUUGGGGGAAUUUGGCAGUGAGAAUAUAAGACACUACAAUUCCAGCUCUACGGCUCAACUAGAAAACGCUAAUCGCAACUUAUUAAAAUAUGAAUACGAACCGUUGAAAAGCCGUAGAAACAAAAAGAGCAACCACCAUUCCUUAUUGGACCUCAUCGAGGUGCUAAAUAAUCUGGAAAAGCCUGGCAAAAGGGCCGAUCCGUUAUUGUUCAAACCGGAAAAGCACGACAAAAUCGACUACGCACGAAUCCUUGAGACCAUUGCGAGCACCACGCCGAAAAUAGUCAAAAAAGAGCCGAAACGUGCCCCGGUGACCACAAAAAAACCCAGCGUUACUGUGAGCUCCAGAGCGAUAUCGACCAAGAGACUUUCACGUAACAGUGAAAUCGAUAUUAAAAAGAAGAAAGACACUGAGGCCAAGGAGAAAUGCAAGAAAAUCAGACCCUCAAUCAAAGCGUUGAUGUGUCAGAAACCGUGCCCUCGUUACCACGUGUGCCCGGAAAAAACUUGCGAGCGCAGGCCAGGGUGCACAACCGAAAGGGUACCGGUUUGUUGUGCUAAGGAAGAAUCACCUUAUUCGGCUUACUCGGACAAUUUACCAACCACCACAAAGCCCUUCGUUCUCAAAACGCCUCAAUUCAACUGCUACUCACCUCAGUACGGGUACUAUCCGAACUUUAAAAAGGAAUUCGAACCGAUCGAUGGCGACAAGAAGAAAUCACAAGCGGAUAAGAAGAAGUUCAGUACUACCAGUUCAAUUUAUAAAGCUGGAAAAGCAUCCGCACAACAAAGCUCUAGUAGACUAUUGAGCUUCUACGGAUCAAAUCCUGUUCAGCAAUCCCCGUUCUUGAAAGGAUCCAGAUACGCAAUCGUCGAGACCCCAUCGAAAGAUCACUUUACAUCAUUAUCGACACAAAAUCGUACGUUCACAACCAAAAUAUUUCAAAUCUGUCGACCGGAGUGUCCGAAAAAGGUCAAAUCGGCCAAAGAGUGCCCAAUCGAAUGCACAGACAAACCCACAGCUCCAAAGAUAGUUUGUUACACGAAAGACGAGUGUAAUGCUCCUGAAAGUCGACGUUGUUGUUAUGUCGAUUACCGUACCGGAUUUCAAAAUCGAAUCAGGCCUCCGUUUCCAGCCUUUUCCGAUUGUUUGGACGAAGAAAUGGAGGAGAUACUCACCCAGUGUCCGCUGGACCGGGAAAAAUACUUGAGGAUGCAACCGAGGUUUAUGAAUCCGCUUCCGAAACCUUUUACCCUCCAACCGCCUCCUCCUAUACAAGGCAGAAUUGACAUUUUUAAAGAGCAAAAAUGCAUUAGAGAGAAACUAUGCAUGGAAAAUGAGGGCUUUACGCAAACGUGCAACAACUUUGGCAAACCGGUGCCUCUAUUGAAGAUGCUUCCAGACCUCAAUUUAGAUGAUUGUCAGAGGAUUGACGUACUUAAAAAACUUGGACGUUGGCCACCGCUUACCUUGAAAUCAAACAGAAGAUUUUCCACAAGCUUGUUUGACCAAAUAAGAAAUUUCCACGUAUUAAGUAAAGGAAUUGAUAAAUGUUUCCUUAAAGGCAACAAUGAUAAGGAAAAAGUUGGCAAGAAUAAACUGGGGCCCAAUAAAUAUAAACUAGACAAAAAAGCUAAAUCUUGCAUUAAACUAUUCACUAAACGAAAUGAUAAUAGUGUAGCCAAGAGGGUGCAAAGAUUUUACACCACAUACAAAAUAAACAGGAAGCGUUCAUUUGGGUUCAAUCGAAGGCAACUUUCUUACAAACCCAAUAAGCCCUAUCGGGGCAAUCGCAAUCGUCACGACAAAGGCGAAUACAAAAAAACUUGCCCCAAAUUUGUUUUGAAAAAUUGCCCUCCCAGAUCGACAAGAAGAAAAGAUUGCAAAAGAUUGCCCAGACCUACCACUUGUACGAAGCCCAACACUCCUUAUCCGGCGUAUUCUGAGUGCACAGAACACUCCAUAGUGGUUCCAGAGUGUGAUGAGUGCGCCUACGACAUAAACACAAUGGAGAAUCUACAGCCGAAAUUGCCUCUUAUAAACGCUGGCGAAAAUAUAAACCAUUUUCCUAGCCAGGAGAAAAUUAACAGGGCUACAGCGUGGGAGUAUUACAAGUGCAAGAACGAUAUUGUUAACGAAGGCACUACAAUGGGUUGUGACCCUUCAUUGAAAUCGAGUGAAGCUUCAGUGCCGGCAACUGAUGAGGAGUACAAUCCAGAGGACAGAGAAAAACUCGAAGCCAUGUGCAUACGAGAGUGCAUCAAGCGAAUGCCUUGUCACUUGCCCGAAGAAGAAAAAUAUUGCGUUUGCAAGGAAAGAUGCCAAGCCUACUUUAGACAACAGGAUUCUCGUUUUUCUUGUCCAGAAGAAGACGUUGUUGGUAAUCAUAAUGGCCAAUUGAUUGAUUGUGAACAAGACCAAAAGACGCCACCCUCUGGUAAAAUCGAAUCUAAGCCUAUUGAUGAAAGUAAAAAAGAGAGGCCACCUAGAAAAAUUAUUUGUAUAUCAGAUAUUCCCAUGGUUAAACCAGUUGAUUGUAAACCAGAAUCUGAGAUUAGGACACCUAAUAAUAAAGUUGCUUGUAAACCUCCUACGAAAAUCGUUCGUGUCCCGGAAAAACUUCCAAUUAAAAUUGCUUGUGGGAAAGAAGCAACACUUAAGCAUGUCGAGUGCAUUAAGCCUGCUCCAAAGUAUAAUCCUUGCAAGCAAAUAAUCGUUAAAGCUGCGUCUUGUCCCAGAAAACCAACCCAACUAGAAAUAAUUUGGCAAAGAAUCGUAAAUUUUUUCAAGGCCAGGCCUAAUUGUCCCGAGCCAGGCGAAUAUAAGAGAAGACUAUUGAGAGAUAAAGCUGAAAAGGCCGCAAGCGCUUUAGGGCUGGUAGUUGUGGAUCCAAAAUGUCUUCCUCAAGACUUGCUUAAAGGCUUGAAGCUGCACAAAAAGGAUUGUAAAGCUUGCCCCGAUCAGACGCGAAGCUUCAGUACGACUAACCAACAAUUGAGAAACUAUUCGAAUAGCUGCAAAAAUUUAGAGGAAAUCAAUCGGAUGCUUGAAGAGGACGAGCUCAAGCAAAACGAGCCAACUAUAGCGAUAUUUCCAGAAAGACAAGAUGCUCUGGUAUCUGAAGCUUUGAAAAUGUCUUUCGAUUUUGAUGUUUACAACUACACCGACUCUGAAUGGUGCAACAGUCGAUUUAGGAAGCCUUAUUUCGGAUAUACUGGCGUGCUUCCGAGCAGGGAGAAUAUUUUGGAGAGGGCUUGGAGAAUCUCCAUAGAGCGCAAAUAUCCUGUGACUUAUAAUUUUUUCAAUGAGAUUUUUACUAAGGUUGAUAGGUCGGUGAAGACCUAUGAGGACCUCGAAAAAUUGAAGACAGAUAAUAUAUUGCGAGAGCUGGACGAGUUGUUGCAGAACAAAGAACCGAACAAGAAGAAGAAGUAGCGAGUGAAAUUUUGAUUCAUUGUCUCAAUUUUAGUAAAAAUAAAUCAUGUUUUGAUUGUUGCUCAUA